Messenger RNA from Diaporthe batatas, 1056 nucleotides. RefSeq lists its product as uncharacterized. Gene Ontology annotation, cellular component: membrane; endomembrane system. The record is from RefSeq and is a predicted model, not a curated record. Lineage: Eukaryota; Fungi; Ascomycota; Sordariomycetes; Diaporthales; Diaporthaceae. The transcript has 2 exons. Bases 34 to 1056 code for a protein of 340 amino acids.
GCAAGCUGCAGGUCAACCCUGCAUACAGAGUACAUGCCCGGACAAUUUAGACUCGGUCUCGGGUUCACGGAAAGAGAACACGACAUACUCCGUACCUCCUUCCUUGGCCGGCCCACGGAGCGCAUGGCAUGUGGUUUCCUGUCUCCGCCAUCCAGUUCCUUCCUCUGCACUGCCACCUCGAAUUCCGUCACCACAUUACUGUAUAAACACUAUUUGUCGCCCUCACCUGCCCCCCCCCCAGCCAUGGCAGCAGAAGCGGACCCUGCAGUUCGCCAACGGAGACUUGCAGCCGAGGCCGUCGAUGCAGCCGCACAGGAUGCCCAGCCUUCAAGUGACAAUGGGGCCAACAAGAAGAGAAGCAAGAAGGGCAAGAGAUUAGAUGCGGAUGGGGUCGAGUACGGGAACCCAUGGGUCGACGUCCUGCGUGUCCUGUCCUUCCUGCUCUUCGUCUCCUGCGGCGCCAGCUAUCUCGUCUCUGGCGGAGAGUCCUUCUUCUGGAGCAUGAAAGUCCCGCCAAAGUACCUGCGCGUGGAGACAUGGAAGGGUCUGCUUAACGGACCCCGGUACAUCACCCCCGAGGAGCUUGCCCUCCACGACGGCUCUGACCCCAGCAAGCCCAUCUACCUUGCCAUUAACGGCUCCGUCUACGACGUCACUGCCGGCUCACGUGUCUACGGUCCCGGUGGUUCCUACCACGUCUUUGCCGGCGUCGAUGCCUCCCGCGGCUUCGUUACGGGCUGUUUCGCCGAGGACCGCACACCAGACAUGCGCGGGGUGGAGGAAAUGCACCUGCCGCUCGACGACCCAGAGGUGGACAGCCACUGGAGCAAAUCCGAGCUAAAGAAACUCAAGGAGCAGGAGAAGCGCGAAGCCAACAAGAAGACUUAUGACGCUCUGAAGCACUGGGUGGACUUUUUUGGCAACAGCCAGAAGUACUCGUUUGUCGGCUAUGUCAAGAGAGAGGCGGACUGGCUCGACAAGCAACCCAAAAAAGAGCUAUGUGAGCAGGCGAGAAAGGGCAGGAAGCCGAGGAAGAUCCCCGAGGACAAGCAGUAA